Messenger RNA from Nannospalax galili (Upper Galilee mountains blind mole rat), 4963 nucleotides. RefSeq names its product ATPase phospholipid transporting 10A (putative) (gene Atp10a). Gene Ontology annotation, cellular component: plasma membrane. The transcript is spliced from 21 exons. Bases 283 to 4800 code for a protein of 1505 amino acids. Gene Ontology annotation, molecular function: ATP binding; ATPase-coupled intramembrane lipid carrier activity; ATP hydrolysis activity. NCBI's taxonomy places the organism in Eukaryota, Metazoa, Chordata, Mammalia, Rodentia, Spalacidae. Gene Ontology annotation, biological process: phospholipid translocation. The record is from RefSeq and is a predicted model, not a curated record.
GAAUCUGGGCGCGGACCGAGGGCGGGGCCGAGGAGCCACCGCGGCGGAAACCGGCCCGGCGGCCUGGGAGGCGGGAGGGGACAGCUAGGGGGCUGUGUGCCGCGCCCGCCCGCGCCCUGUCGGGACUGCGGACCUUGGCGGCUGGACUUAAACUGGCACUGACUGCGGUCUCCGUGCGUACCGCAGGAGCGGAGCCCGCGCCGCUGCGCUGGGGCGGCGGGCAAUGAUCACCUAGGAGGCUGGCGCGAGCGGCACACGAGCCGGGCGCGGCGACACGCGGCCAUGGAGCAGGAGCUCGCAGUGGCGGAGGAGCCGGCAUCCCCGAGGCGGCGACGCCCGCGGCGACGGCGCUGGGAGGGCAGGACGCGCACCGUGCGCUCCAACCUGCAGCCGUCCCUGGGCGCCGAGGACCCUGCGGCCGGGGCCUCCAAGGGCGAGCGGCUGCUCACACGCGGGUGCGUCCAACACCUGGCGGACAACCGGCUGAAGACCACCAAGUACACGUUGCUUUCCUUCUUGCCCAAGAACCUCUUCGAGCAGUUCCACCGCCUGGCCAACGUGUACUUCGUCUUCAUUGCGCUGCUCAACUUCGUGCCGGCGGUGAACGCCUUCCAGCCGGGCCUGGCGCUGGCGCCUGUACUGUUCAUCCUGGCGGUCACUGCAAUCAAGGACUUGUGGGAGGACUACAGCCGCCACCGCUCCGACCACGAGAUCAACCAUCUGGGCUGCCUUGUCUUCAGCAGGGAAGAAAAGAAGUAUGUGAAUCGAUACUGGAAAGAAAUCCGCGUGGGCGACUUCGUGCAUCUUCGCUGUAAUGAGAUCAUACCUGCGGACAUUCUACUACUGUCCUCCAGUGACCCGGAUGGGCUGUGCCACAUUGAGACUGCCAACCUAGACGGAGAGACCAACCUAAAGCAACGACAGGUGGUCCGUGGCUUCUCAGAGCUUGUCUCAGAAUUCAACCCUUUGACGUUUACCAGCGUAAUCGAGUGUGAGAAGCCAAACAAUGACCUGAGUAGAUUUCGUGGCUGCAUCAUACACAGCAAUGGGGAGAGGGCCGGGCUGCAUAAAGAAAACCUGCUUCUUCGGGGAUGCACCAUCAGGAACACAGAAGCCGUGGCUGGCAUCGUCAUCUAUGCAGGACAUGAAACUAAAGCCCUGCUGAACAACAGUGGGCCCCGCUACAAGCGCAGCCAGCUUGAGAGGCAAAUGAACUGCGAUGUGCUCUGGUGUGUCCUUCUCCUCGUUUUUAUGUCUCUAUUUUCAGCAGUAGGACAUGGAUUAUGGGUAUGGCGCUAUCAAGAGAAGAAAGCAUUGUUUGAUGUCCCCGAGUCUGAUGGCAGCUCUCUCUCCCCAGCCACAGCUGCGGUUUACUCAUUUUUGACAAUGAUAAUAGUUCUACAGGUUUUGAUCCCAGUUUCCUUGUAUGUUUCCAUUGAAAUUGUUAAACUAUGCCAAGUGUACUUCAUUAACCAAGACAUAGAACUGUAUGAUGAAGAGACGGACUCACAGCUGCAGUGCCGAGCUCUGAACAUCACGGAAGACUUGGGGCAGAUACAGUACAUCUUCUCAGAUAAAACUGGCACUUUAACUGAGAAUAAGAUGGUCUUCCGAAGAUGCACCGUCUCCGGCAUAGAAUAUUCGCAUGAUGCAAAUGCCCAACGUCUGGCCCGGUACCAAGAGGUGGAUUCAGAAGAGGAGGAAGUGAUAUCCAGGGUGGGUACAGUGUCCCAGCGUGGCAGCAUUGGGAGCCAUCAGAGCAUCUGGAUCACUCACAGGAACCAAAGUAUCAAAACCCAUCGGCGUACAAGCAGCCGAGCUGAGGCCAAGAGAGCCAGCAUGUUGUCUAAGCACACAGCCUUCAGCAGCCCCAUGGAGAAAGACAUUACACCUGACCCUAAGCUAUUGGAGAAGGUGAGCGAGUGUGACAGGUUCCUUGCCAUUGCGAGUCACCAGGAGCACCCUCUGGCCCACCUCUCACCAGAGCUGUCUGAUGUUUUUGACUUCUUCAUUGCACUUACCAUCUGCAAUACAGUAGUUGUCACAUCUCCAGAUCAGCCACGACAAAAGGUGAGGGUGAGGCUUGAGCUGAAAUCCCCUGUGAAGACCAUAGAAGAUUUCCUUCGGAGAUUCACCCCCAGCCGCCAGGCUUCUGGCUAUAGCAACACUGGGAACCUGGCCACCAACAAGUCCAGCCACAAAUCAGGGUCCAGUGUCCUGUCCAGCCUAUCCCAGGACAGCAUGCUACUUAAGCUGGAGGAGAGGCUGGGACAGGCUGCAUCAACCCUUGCACCCAACGGCUACAGCAGCCAAGCAGGCCAGGCAGAAGGCUGGGCCCCAGAGGGCACAGGAGAGCAGAAGCACCUUGGGGAGCAGAAGCAGGGGCUGAAGCCUGAUCUAGAGCUUCGAUAUGAGGCAGAGAGCCCGGAUGAGGCAGCACUAGUGUAUGCAGCCAGGGCCUACAGCUGCACACUGGUGCACCGGCUACAAAACCAGGUGUCGGUGGAGCUGCCCCACCUGGGCAGGCUCACCUUUGAGCUCCUGCAUACGCUUGGCUUCGACUCCAUCCGUAAGAGAAUGUCGGUGGUGAUCCGCCACCCACUGACCGACGAGAUCAACGUCUAUACAAAGGGGGCUGACUCAGUGGUCAUGGAUCUUCUGCUUCCAUGUUCCUCAGAUGAUACCAGAGGAAGGCAUCAAAAAAAGAUCCGAAGCAGAACACAGCAUUACCUCAACCUGUAUGCAGUGGAAGGCCUGCGUACCCUGUGCAUUGCCAAGAGGGUUCUGAGCAAAGAAGAGUAUGCCUGUUGGUUGCAAGGCCACAUUGAGGCAGAAUCAUCUGUGAACAACAGAGAGGAGCUCCUCUUCCAGUCUGCCAUUCGCCUGGAGACGAACCUGCAUCUUCUGGGUGCCACCGGGAUUGAAGACCGCCUUCAGGAUGGAGUUCCGGAAACCAUUGCUAAAUUGCGGCAAGCUGGCCUGCAGAUUUGGGUUCUCACAGGUGACAAACAGGAAACAGCCAUUAACAUUGCAUAUGCUUGCAAGUUGCUGGACCAUGGUGAGGAAGUUAUCACACUGAAUGCUGAAUCUCAGGAAGCAUGCGCAGCCCUGCUGGACCAGUGCCUCCACUAUGUUCGAUCCAAGGGCUCCCAAAGCAGCCCUGAGAAUACAGAAAGUGAUGUGAGCAUGGGGUUCUCUUUCAACCCAGCCUCUACAUCCCCUGCCUCCGGCCCCAGCCCAAGCCUUGUGAUUGAUGGGAGAAGUUUGGCCUAUGCCCUUGAGAAAAGCCUGGAAGACAAAUUUCUCUUCCUUGCCAAGCAGUGCCGUUCCGUCCUCUGCUGUCGGUCUACCCCUUUGCAGAAGAGCAUGGUGGUGAAACUGGUCAGAAGUAAGCUCAAGGCCAUGACUCUGGCCAUAGGUGAUGGAGCCAAUGAUGUCAGCAUGAUCCAGGUAGCAGAUGUAGGCGUGGGGAUCUCAGGUCAAGAGGGCAUGCAGGCAGUGAUGGCAAGUGACUUUGCAGUGCCGAGAUUCCGAUACCUGGAGAGACUCUUAAUUGUCCACGGACACUGGUGCUACUCCCGACUGGCCAACAUGGUGCUCUACUUCUUCUACAAAAACACAAUGUUUGUGGGCCUCCUGUUUUGGUUCCAGUUUUACUGUGGAUUCUCUGCAUCUGCCAUGAUUGACCAGUGGUAUCUGAUCUUCUUUAAUCUGCUCUUCUCAUCACUUCCCCAGCUCGUGACUGGGGUGCUGGACAAGGAUGUUCCAGCCAACAUGCUGCUGAAAGAGCCGCAGCUCUAUAAGAGUGGCCAGAACAUGGAGGAAUACCGGCCACGAGCCUUCUGGUUAAACAUGGUAGAUGCUGCCUUCCAGAGCCUGGUGUGCUUUUUCAUUCCUUACCUGGCGUACUACGACUCCGAUGUGGAUGUGUUUACCUGGGGGACCCCUGUCACAGCAAUUGCGCUGUUGACCUUCCUGCUGCACCUGGGUAUUGAAACCAAAACCUGGACCUGGCUCAACUGGUUAGCCUGUGGCUUUAGCACUUUUUUGUUUUUCUCUGUGGCUCUGAUUUACAACACUUCCUGUGCAACAUGUUAUCCUCCGUCGAACCCUUACUGGACCAUGCAGACAUUGCUGGGAGACCCUCUGUUUUACCUGACUUGCCUCAUCGCACCUGUCUCUGCAUUGCUGCCCAGAUUGUUUUUCAAAGCUCUCCUGGGGAGCCUUUUUCCUACCCAGCUUCAGAUGGGACGCCGCUUGGCCAAGAAAUUCCCCAGCAAAUAUACCACUCCCAAAGAAACCUCCACUCAGGCACAACCGCCUGGAGAUCCUGAAACUGCAUUCUCGGGAAGGAGGACCAUGGGUCCCUCCGAGUCCUUACCCAAGGACCGUGCCACACAGGUUUCCCCGCUACCACAGCAGCUGGCCUGCUCACCAGAGGCCAGUGGGGAACCCAGUGCACUGGACACGAACAUGCCAUUAAAAGACGACACCUUGCUGGAGGGACUAGGCACUCAGGUCCCAGGGUCUUCUGUGCCAAGGGAGGCUGUUUCAGAAGAGUGUCCUGGGCACUCCAACGGGAAGCCCACCAGUGAGAGUCCAGCAGCCCCCUUAUCAUCCCUCUUUAACCUGCCCAGCUUCAGCUCACUCAACUGGAUCUCCUCCCUCUCGCUGGCCAGUGGAUUGGGAAGUGUCUUGCAACUCUCCAGAGGUAGUUUACAGAUGGACAAACAGGACAGCCCUCCGCAGCCAGACCAGGAUCUGCACAGCUUACAAAGACAAGUCACAGACUACUUCUAGUGUCACCUCCAAGGGGUUACAGUCACUGUGGUCACAGAGAAAACCUUGAAAUGACCUUUUUAAAAUUUUAUAACAGAUGUUUAUGUUAUUUAUGUUUAUUAUUUGCACAGAAGAGUUCUAGGGAGAUAUAUAUUUUAAAUGUUUCCAAGACUAACAUAGGAAA